GGUCUAGCAGGCCAUUCUCAAGUCCACUCACUGUAAAGGACGAAGACGAACACGAAGAGAAGGGACCGUCAUCAAUUCCUGAUUCCUCACUCUCUUUCUGACUUGCUCAUCUGUCAUUCGUGGAUCCCAUCCUUGGAUUUGUAGCCCGUAGUCUCAUCGGAUUGGCCCGUUACCCGUUACCCGUUGCCCGCCCGCCUUAGCUCGCCUUAGCUCGCCGUCGUGUCCAUUGAGCAUGUCCGAUCCCAAACCCGAAGGUUCGGCCGCCCCGCCCUCCAAAGAAGAGGAGAACCCGAAGAAAGAGGAGGAGGCCCCUGUGCACACCAUCGCCGAUGAUUCUGACGAUGAGGAAGCCGCUUUGGGACCCGCCAUUUCAGUCCACGUCAAGACGCCUCAAACCACGAAAACUGUGUCUGUCAAAGAAAAAGCCAGCGUCAACCAAUUUCGCCAAUUGGUGGCCCGAGAGUUCCAGGAGCCCGUGGAGAAGCUCUGUCUCAUCUUUGGUGGUAAAAUCAUGAAGGAUCACGAGACUUUGGCCACGCAUGCCAUCGCCAACGACCGCACGGUCCACUUAGUGAUCAAAUCCGGUGCCUCGAGCCAAGGCAGCAACAACAACACCGGUGCCAAUGCUUCAUCCCAGCAAACCCCCACAAAUCCGAGUGCCUCGCCUUUUGGUUUGGGCGGCAUGGGUGGUAUCCCGGGGAUGAGCAACUUGGGCAUGGGCUCGGCCAAUUUUAUGGAAAUGCAGCAGCGCAUGCAACGCGAGAUGAUGGGCAAUCCGGAAAUGAUGCGCCAGCUCCUGGAUUCGCCUUUGACCCAAAGUCUCAUGUCUAAUCCGGAGAUUAUGCGAUCCCUCAUGCAAUCUAAUCCUCAGAUGCAACAAUUGAUGGAGCGUAAUCCCGAGAUCACGCACAUGUUGAGCAAUCCUGACAUCUUGCGGCAAACAAUGGAGAUUGCCCGGAAUCCUGCCAUGUUGCAAGAACUCAUGCGGAACCAAGAUCGAGCCAUGUCCAACUUGGAAUCCAUUCCCGGUGGUCAGAGUGCCCUUCAGCGAAUGUACCGCGAUAUCCAAGAGCCCAUGCUCAAUGCAGCCCAAGAUCAUUUAGGGUCGAACCCAUUUCAAGCGCUCUCCGGGAACUCGCGAGGCCCUGGAGCCUCGACCACGGGCGAGAAUGCCACGCCCAUGCCCAAUCCUUGGGGUGGCAAUAGUGGGGGUGGUAGCAGUAAUCAGGCGGGCACCAAUACCUCGGGAUCAAAUAAUUCUGGAACUGGUAGUGGGACCACACCAGAUUUGACCGGUGGUAGUUUGUUCGCUUCCCCGGGGAUGCGGUCUUUGAUGCAGCAAAUGACCGAGAAUCCCCAACUGAUGCAGAACAUGAUGAACGCCCCCUACACGCGAUCUCUGAUGGAUACACUCUCCCAGAACCCGGACAUGGCUGCGAAUAUCAUGUCCAGCAAUCCUCUGUUUGCGGGCAAUCCAGCCCUCCAGGAGCAAAUGCGGAACAUGAUGCCCGCCAUGAUGCAGCAGAUGCAGAAUCCCGCCGUUCAGAGUCUAGUGAGCAAUCCCGAUGCUAUGUCAGCUCUGAACCAAAUCCAACAAGGCCUCCAGAGGCUGCAGACCACCGCCCCGGAAGUGUACACCUCUAUGGGCAUGCCUGCCAUCGCCCCUGGGUUAUUCUUGGGUGGCCAGCAGCAACCAUCCACGACGACCACAGCCACCACAGCCAGCCCGACGACCACCAACACCACGUCCCCUAGCCCCUCUUCCGCUCCCGCGAGCACUGGAAAUGCGUCGGGAUCCAACCCGAACGUGGGCGGGAGUCCGGCGGCGGGUGAGGCUUUCUCGCAGUUGAUGAAUCAGAUGGUGAGCAACAUGGCCAACCAAGGUCUCAACAAUCCACCAGAGCAACGGUUCCAAAGCCAAUUGGAUCAACUGGCCAGCAUGGGCUUUGUGGAUCGGCAGGCCAACAUUCAAGCCUUAAUAGCAACUUUCGGAGAUGUAAAUGCGGCUAUUGAUCGGCUACUGAACUCGCGCCAACCUGGACAACCGAGUUAGAGAGGACCAACACCAUCAAGGUCUAUUCUUCGGCUUCAAUUCCGAUAUCACUAUUUCAAAUCAAUAAUAAUAACGACACUAUUAGAGCAGCAUUUUUUCAUCAUGUUCCCUGUUCCAAGUAAGUCAAGUCUGGGACCCCAUUUUUCGGGAGAUGUAUGAGCAGAAGUGACCCAUCCCCUUCAGUGAAUAGGUCUCAAAACACGUUUUCCUUUUCUUCUUUUGUGCCCAAACUUUUUGCAGUGAAGAAUUCACCGGUCAUGACCAUGACGAGAAAAAAACCACCCACAUUGCUUGACGUUUGCUUUCCCAAUUCGUGUGAAGCAUCAUCAUCCGUUCCGAGCUUCGCACCUAAUUGGUUAGAAAUAUGAGUAGAUUUGACAUUAUUUUUCAAUGAAAAAGUGUAAUGAAACUGACCAUGGGUGUGCCAUGAAAAAGAAAUGACAUUUGAUAAGCGUCACAAAUAAAGAACAUGAUCACCCCGUUUGAUUCAA
Molecule: messenger RNA, 2544 nt
Organism: Tigriopus californicus
Lineage: Eukaryota; Metazoa; Arthropoda; Copepoda; Harpacticoida; Harpacticidae
Gene: Ubqn
Product: ubiquilin-1-like
Exons: 9
Coding region: 233-2053 (606 amino acids)
Biological process (GO): ubiquitin-dependent protein catabolic process
Cellular component (GO): cytosol
Molecular function (GO): polyubiquitin modification-dependent protein binding
Source: RefSeq, a predicted model, not a curated record